UCCCCAACAGAAAAAGUAGCAGAAAAAAGAGAAAGACAGAAAAUGAAGGGUCUCUAUUUUCACCUCUUCCUAGUAACCAUGACGGUCGUUGCCUCCAUCUCCGCUGCUACACCGGCGGCUCCAGCGGGAGGAGGAUCUUUGUUAGACGAAUGUAGCAAAGAUAUUCAGACGGUGAGUUUGUGUUUGGAUUUCGCGUCCGGGAAGGCACCAAAUCCGUCUAAGAAGUGCUGUGACGCUAUCGAAGAUAUAAAAGAGAAAGAUCCAAAGUGUUUGUGUUUCGUGAUACAACAAGCCAAGUCAGGAGGACAAACUUUGAAGGAUCUUGGUGUUCAAGAAGCUAAACUAAUUCAACUUCCGACUUCUUGUCAGCUCCACAACGCUAGCAUCUCCAACUGUCCAAAACUUCUCGGGAUUUCGCCAAGCUCGCCAGACGCAGCCAUAUUCACAAGCAAUGCCACCACAACAACAACACCGGUGGCACCGGGAGGAACGUCUCCGGCAACUCCAGCGACGUCUAGCGAGAAAGGAGGAUCAGCUUCCAUAAAAGAUGGUCACGCCGUCAUGCUUUUAGCCGUCGCUUUAAUGAGCAUCUCCUUCCUCUCGACCUUGCCUUGGAUGGGUUUGGCCUAGACUGUAGGCACGUGAUGCUUUGCCAAGGCACGUGACACUAGGGAUGCAAUCUUUUUUUUUUUUAAUUGUGUGGAGCUUGUCUCAAAAUUUUAAGACUAUCUUGUCAAGUGUGUUUCUUGGUUCAGACCAUUUGUUGUAAUGAGUGAACUUACCCCCACUUAAUCUGAUCACAUUCCUAGUUAAUCUCA
Brassica oleracea var. oleracea is the source of this 818-nucleotide messenger RNA. Its product is annotated as non-specific lipid transfer protein GPI-anchored 1-like. The transcript has 2 exons. The coding region runs from base 43 to 630 and encodes 195 amino acids. NCBI's taxonomy places the organism in Eukaryota, Viridiplantae, Streptophyta, Magnoliopsida, Brassicales, Brassicaceae. The record is from RefSeq and is a predicted model, not a curated record.